Messenger RNA from Chironomus riparius, 676 nucleotides. The record is from the annotation of a GenBank genome assembly. NCBI's taxonomy places the organism in Eukaryota, Metazoa, Arthropoda, Insecta, Diptera, Chironomidae.
UGACCCUCAAAAACAAUUGAAAUUUUUAUCGAAACUAUUUUUAUUAAAUUUUAAGUAAAUUAAGGCAUAAAAGUCCAUUUUAGUGAUAAGAUUGAUAGCAUAAGUGUAUGCAGUAUAGAUACAUAGACGAAUUAAGGCGUUUUGAAGUAGAUAAUUUAUUCAAAUAGUCGAAAAACAAUCAAAUUUGAAAAUAAAAAAAUAAAUAAAAUUAAGUCAUGGAUUCAGAUUUAAAUGAUUAUGUUUCUCCAUCACAAAGCUCACCAUCCAUGUCCACUAAUGCGAGUCAAGGCAAAACAACAGCCGAGAAUGCGGCAAUGCUAUUAACAAAGCCAAGACUGCAAGAGCUAGUCAGGGAAGUGGAUCCAAAUGAGCAGCUCGACGAAGAGGUAGAAGACUGUCUGUUACAAAUAGCUGAUGAGUUUGUGGAGAAUGUAAUAAAUGGAUCAUGUCUAUUAGCUAAGCAUCGUAUACAAAACGGACAACCAAAUCGAGAGAACAAGGUAGAAAUUAAGGAUGUUCAGCUUUAUCUUGAACGAAACUGGAAUUUAUGGAUACCUGGAUUCGGAACUGAAGAAUUGAGACCAUACAAGAGAACAACUGUGACGGAAGCGCAUAAACAACGACAAGCAUUGAUAAGAAAGGCACUGAAGAAGUAUUAAGGAUGUGCUGCUUCUGC